Molecule: messenger RNA, 750 nt
Organism: Pichia membranifaciens NRRL Y-2026
Lineage: Eukaryota; Fungi; Ascomycota; Pichiomycetes; Pichiales; Pichiaceae
Exons: 2
Coding region: 52-495 (147 amino acids)
Source: RefSeq, a predicted model, not a curated record
AAAGCUUCUAGCACACAAGCAGGCAACUGACAUAUAUUAUUCAUAGCCACAAUGAUACCUUGGGAGGGUUUGAUUCCAUAUGGUCUUAUCUUAAGUUUUUUUGCACUUGCCGGUGGUGGUAUGAAUGCAAUCACCAUUUCAUCUCUGACACGUAAUGCACAAGGUCCAAACCACGAGUCCAACUAUUCUGUUCCAACUGAAGAAAAGGAUUGGGUUAGACCGAGAACAAAGACUGAUCAAUGGGAUAAAUAUCUAGCAGUUCGUGAUUUGAGACUAACUGGUAAUUUCAGAGGUCAAAAGGCAGAGCCUGAAGCUGAGGAAGCUUUCGAAACAAACUCCGUUGUCUUUGCUUCUAACACAUUGAAGCCAUGGGUUUUGAGAAAGCACAUCAUCAUGAAGAACUCUCCUUCGAAAUGGAUGAAGAAGUACAACUCGGAAAGAGAACAACAAUGGGAAGCUGUGAAGGAAAACUACUUGAGAAGUAUGCAAAAAUAAUUGCAUUCCUGACAUCAAUCCCAUCAUUGUUUUCUAGUUCUACAACUCUUAUUUAAAUUCAUCUAUUAUUUAUUCAAUUUUUAUAUGUUUUUAUCGAUUUCUCAUUAUUAUUCUUAAUACAUAUCUCUGCAAAAUUCGAUGGCCUGUUUAUAAGCAUUUUUCCAGGGCAGUCUACGUCCUAAAUUUAUUCUAUGGCUAAAUCGAUAAGAUGUAUAUGCUAAAAACGCUUGUUUUUAUAGAAAUUCCCAAAACAAU